AAGACUCCAUUUUAAAGGCUUCCUCCUCCUCCAAGACUACUACUACAACUACUUGCAAAGCUUGAAUACAAUGGGCGACAAGAAGAAGAAGGCUACAUUGUUCAUCCGACUGGUCUCAGCUGCUGGAACUGGAUUUUUCUAUGUCAAGAAGAAGCCCUCUAGGAUGGUGGAGAAGCUUGAGUUCCGAAAAUAUGACCCUCGGGUGAAUCGUCAUGUUCUAUUUACCGAGGCAAAAAUGAAAUGAGUAACUUGUCUCGUAUAGAUGAUGUAUUUCAUUAUCUACCUUUAUUUUGUUCCUUGUAGACAGCUUGUUCUAUUGAUCUUAAUGAAAAUUUAUCUAUAUCUAGC
This is a messenger RNA of Fragaria vesca subsp. vesca, 348 nucleotides long. Its product is annotated as 50S ribosomal protein L33-like. Gene Ontology annotation, biological process: translation. The transcript has 2 exons. Gene Ontology annotation, molecular function: structural constituent of ribosome. NCBI's taxonomy places the organism in Eukaryota, Viridiplantae, Streptophyta, Magnoliopsida, Rosales, Rosaceae. The record is from RefSeq and is a predicted model, not a curated record. Gene Ontology annotation, cellular component: ribosome; large ribosomal subunit. The coding region runs from base 71 to 244 and encodes 57 amino acids.